Pyricularia pennisetigena is the source of this 4035-nucleotide messenger RNA. RefSeq lists its product as uncharacterized. Bases 1 to 4035 code for a protein of 1344 amino acids. Gene Ontology annotation, biological process: intracellular transport. The record is from RefSeq and is a predicted model, not a curated record. Lineage: Eukaryota; Fungi; Ascomycota; Sordariomycetes; Magnaporthales; Pyriculariaceae. The transcript has 2 exons.
AUGACUACUCCCGAGAGAAGGCAAAGCGGUUGGUGGGGAAGCAUAUCUGGUGGUCUCUUUGGCUCUGCCGCUAAGCGCCGCAGUGAACCGGAGAGGAUCGAACCUAGACCCGAGCCCACGCGACUCAACGUCCCAGCGAGAGACUCGAUCCUCGAGAAUGGCGCACAUCAUGAUACGCCGAGACCGCGCGUUUCGUUCCAGGAGGAAGACCGGGCCACAUCCCCAGAGAGCCCAGCUAAGCGCGCCUCGGCUGCGCAGAUGGCUACUCGCAAAAUUUUCGAGCGCCCACAGGGUCCCUCAAGCAAGCUUUCGAGCAGUACUGUCAGGGCAACAAAUUUCUCGGCUGUUGCAUCGCCGCGUCCCAUGUUCAGGGCCUCGUCAGCUGCACCCGAAGGUGGCAGGUUUCAGUUCACGCCGCGAGCUGGUACGCCCGCAAGGCCUACCAACAACGCUUUCCGCGCCACUACCACCGCGACCUCCGCUCCAACACCUAGCCGUGAUUUCCGCGCGUCUACCACCGAGAGCAUCAGUCGCGGCAUGGCCAAAGUGCCUCCGAGUGAGCUGUUCUCCAUGAAGAUCCCAGAGCCUCCUGCGAACUUGACCGGAGAGGAGCUUGCAAGGCGCAUCCCGCACAACCCUAACAGGGUUGGAUCGAUCUACGCCGACGAGUAUCUUUCGGACCUUUGCCCUAAAGAAUUCAAUGAGACCCAGAGAAAGCAGUUCUUUUGUAUUUUGGAUCUGCGCCGGCUGAAAUACGCAUCGGACGAGAUCUAUGUCAAGAAGGACUGGAGGUUCAACAUACUCAACUUCGCAAAGGAGUACGAGAAAAGCAGGAGCCUGAUCAUGCUCCGGUACGGACUUUAUGAAUUCAAGAGCAUUAAGCCUUCGCAAGAGGUGGUGUCCAAGUGGAAGGCCUCGCACGGGAUUCCCCUUGAUGACGAGGAGGAUGACACUACAGUACCAUCCGCAGCGUUGACGCGUCCUAACGGCACUGAGGGUAUUCUUUCGCGCGGCAAACGCAAGGCCUCGGACGAGCCAUCGCAGAGCAAGCGAUCUCGUGGAACGGAACGCGAGCCUCUAUCUGAGACUGCUACCCCUGCUCUGAACAAGGGCAGCAAGAAACGUAUGGCAGAUGAUGACAGCGAGAACCCGCCAGCUAAACUACAAAAGUCUGCGACCGCAUCUUCAAAAACGCCAUCGGCAACCAAGAAGUUCUUCGAACAGGUUGCCAAUAGCAAGCCUACUUCGUCACCCUCCAUCACUGUUGAGCCCCCUUCGGCGUCGAAGCCCAAGCCGGCGUUCUCGUCGGCCUUUGGUGCUACUUCCAACAGCUCGACAACCAAGUCAAUCUUUGAGGCUAGCGCCUCCACCAAGUCGACGACCGGAAAACUGGAUGCUAAGCCCAAUAUCUUUGGCCACCUUUCAGACACAGGAUCCGGCCCGGCGAGCGGAGCUGAGAACGACGCUGAAGACGAGAAUGACUCGGAGGAUGAUGCUCAGGAGACUAGCCAAAGCGACGACCAGAGCGGUGCAGCUAGCGGGGUUGCUGUUCCGACUCAGGCUGGCGGUGAUUUGUUUGGCAAGAAGCGCACUGCUGGUGGUCCUUUCGUGUCAUCGUCCACGUCUUCCGAGGCGGGUGAUGCCCAAUCGGGCCCAAGCCUCUUUGACCGUGUCACAAAAGGUGAUGAUGGGAAACCCAAACGCAUAUUUUCGCCCAAUACAAGUACUGUAGCUUCACCAGCUCCAUCCAAGCCUGCGUCAGACAACGAGAAGGCAUCCAGCUCUAUCAAGCCGCAGCAACCCCUGGUUGGCAACCAGACAUGGUCCGUUGAUUCCCCCAUCAAGUUUGCUGCUGCCCCAUCAACUUCAGGCUCUUUGUUUGGAGCAGCUCCCGCGGCUGCUAAGUCGCCAGCUACCGAUCAAGACUCGACCACCACCAACGCCGCACCUAAGCUUUUUAGCUUCGACUCUAAGCCCGCCGAGACAGGCGCAAGCUCUACUCCAAAAUUCGGUACCUCGCUUGCUGGUUCUACAACUUCCAGCCUUUUCGGUGCCAAAACCAAUGGGUCGACUCCUGAGGCCAGCAAGGAGUCAAAGACAACUGAGGCAACGCCGUCGGCAGCACCCUCUCAGAAAGCGCCUCAUCCUAUGUUUGGCGCGGUGCCAGGCCAGGAAUCUAAGCCUUCCUUUACCGCUCCUGGACAGUCCGAUUCCAAGUCGGUCUUCGGUGCGGCAAAGCCUCUUUUCGGUGCCGACCCCAGCGGCUCAGAGUCUGCCAAGCCCUUGUUUGGUGCAGCUGCUGCGCCAGACAAGCCCAAGGCCAAUCCUAGUUCUCUCUUCGGCUCGAGCACUGCACAACCGUCAGUGGCUUUUGGCUCUGCAGCGCCAACGCCGAACCCUUCUACCAGCCUUGGAUCGUCACAGGAACCACCCAAGCCUCUGUUUGGACAGACUGCUGCCAAGGACGCACCCGCGCCGUCCUUCGGUUUCGGUGCAAAACAAGACACUCCCAAGCCUCUAUUUGGACAGGAAGCCGCAAAGGAUACGCCCAAGCCUCUAUUCGGGCAGGAAGCUGCAAAGGAUGCCCCCAAGCCUACAUUCAGCUUUGGGGACAGUUCGCAAAAGCCGCAGACGCCAAGUCUGUUUGGCGCUGCGGGCGGCCAGAGCACUCCUACCACCCCGGCCUUUGGAGCCGCCAAGAGGAGUGCUGAGCCAGAAGAGACCGGAGAGCCGCAAGCCAAGCGCAGCAUGUUUGGCAAUGCCGCCCCAGUUGCAACCCCGAAUCCACAAACAUCUCUCUUUGGUAAUUCUGCAACUUCAACAGCGGCUGCGACGACACCAUCUUUGUUCGGCAGCGCUGCUACGGCAGACAACAACAAAUCAGCACCAAGCUUCACCUUUGGUGGUGCGGCAGAAAAGACUUCAUCACCAACACCUUUGUUCGGAGCAACCUCGACGGCGGGCGCCUCGACGCCAUCUUUCUCCUUCGGCGCCGGCACUGCUAAUGGGACUUCAACGCCGUCCUUCAGCUUCGGUGGAGGUGCCACGCAGAAUGGUGCUUCUACACCGGCACCUUCGUUCAACUUUGGCGGUACGGGCCAGUCCAACGGCCAGGCCUCUAACCAAAACUCGACAUUGUUCGGAGGUAGUGUCUCCGCUCCAAGUUCAUUCACUUUUGGUGCUGGUGGCGGAGGUGACAAGCCUUUCAACAACCCAUUCGCCAGCGGUGGCGGUGGCGAUGCUGCUGGAUCGGUGAGCUUCAACUUUGGUGGUGGCUCAAACACCCAGCCCGCAGGCGCUGGUGGCUCAUCGGGCAUGUUCAACUUUUCCAGCGGCGGUUCCAACGGAACCUUAACUCCGGUUUUCAGCUUUGGAGGAGGUGGCCAAACCAAUGGUACCGCUGCUUCUCCUGGAAAUGCCGCGGCAGGCGGCUCGAUAUUCAACUUGGCUCCUCCCGUGGGCGGCACCUCAACAGGUACUAACACCCCUUUUACUUUCGGAGGAGCUUCAAGCCUGGCUACCACGCCGGCUGCUGGCACGCCCGAGCCAGCUGCCAAUGGUGAUGCAGAUGCACAGAAGGCUGACGGGGACGAGGAACCACAGGCGCAAAUCAAUCUUACAGAAGGAGGGCCGGGCGAGGAGGACGAGGACGUCGUUUUUGAAGUACGGGCUAAGGCCUUAAAGCUCAUCAACAAGGCCGACGAGUCGGACGAAGAAGUCGCGAAGAAGGACGAGAAGAAGUCGCCCUGGAAGACGAUGGGUGUCGGCCCCUUGAGGCUGCUCAAGCACAAGACUACGGGUGGGGUACGAAUUCUCCUGAGGGGAGAGCCGCGGGGCAACGUGGUUAUGAAUAAGUUGCUCCUGGCCAAUUACGAUUACAAGACGGAGCCGGGCGACAAAUAUGUCAAGUUAACUACCGCCAAGGACGGGGGCGGCUUGGAGACGUGGAUGUUGCAAGUCAAAGACAAAACCAAGGGCAAGGAGCUGGCUACCGCGCUGAUGAAACACAAGGACGCCAACAAGCCCAAGGACUAA